AUGCCCCGCAGGAGAGGGGAUAUGGAUAACGAAGUCGAGGAGGAGAGUUACUACGUUAGCGUUCGCGAUCUUCCUUUUGACCUACUUCGACAACGGGCAAACGCAAGCAAUCUGAGUACGGCUGAGCGACGCAAGGCGCGGGGCGAGCUGCUGUUGAAGAUGGGCGCCAAGCCUCCCAAAGGAACUGCUGUCAACUACCGCCUUCUGAUGGAGACUCGAAAACGCGAGCGCCAGAAUGCCCUUACUGACUACAAAAACGAGCGCUUCAAGAAGACCACACUGGAGAGGCAUUUGGGCAAGCACGCCAGGAACAAGCGCCGACGCCGAAAGGCCCUGCGUCACGCCAAAGGGUAA
Messenger RNA from Hydatigera taeniaeformis, 354 nucleotides. NCBI's taxonomy places the organism in Eukaryota, Metazoa, Platyhelminthes, Cestoda, Cyclophyllidea, Taeniidae. The record is from the annotation of a GenBank genome assembly.